CACUCAGUGACGGUGAUUGGACAAGCGAAAGUGUCCGGCGCUCGGGCCUUAGUUGCUGAUUGGUUGAGCCCCGCUCGUCCCCUUAGAGACGUAUUUGGGAGAGGUGUGUGUGAGUGUGGCGCAGAAGGAUUUUCCAGUUGUCGUCAAUCCAAUCCGGAGCAUCAUGGCGGAGGUCGAGGGGAGCGAUGCGGGAUUAUCCGGCUCUGUUGGAGGCAUGGAAGGGGCGCCUGCAGCUGGAGUAUCGGAUGGAACAGCUAAGGCUGAAACCGUGGAAAGCGAACAGGAGGAUGAGGAUGAUGUGUUUGAAGUGGAGAGUAUCCUCGACUCCAAGAUAGAAGGGGGUGAAGUAUUGUACCGCGUGAGGUGGAAGGGUUAUGACUCUGAAGGGGACACCUGGGAGCCUGAAGCCCAUCUUGAUGACUGUAAGGAAGUCCUGCUUGAAUUUCGGAGGAAACAGGCCGAAAACAAACCGAAACCUGUCAAGAAAGAAAUGCCGCAGCAGAAAUUAUCUCCAAGUGAUCUUUUUGAGGCAGAUUCUGAGAGUGAGCAGAGUGACCAAAAGGUCGACUCCCCUCCAAAAAAGAAGAAAAAAUCCAAAGAGGAAGAUGAAGAAUUAGCAAAUGAAGAGAUGAAAAAGAAAAAAUCCAAGUCUGGUAAAUCUAAGGAAAAAUCUAAGGCAGAAGCAGAGCUGUCUGAUAGCUCAUCCCCAGACCUAAAACCAAAGAAGAGACUAUCUGAAAGCAAGGAAGAUUUAAGUAAUAAAAAGCAAAAGAAGGAUGAUCUCAAAGAGUUAAAAAAGGCAAAGAAAGAAGAUGUAAAAGACUUAAAGGUCAAGGGAAAAGAUGAAUUAAAAGACAAAAAGCAGAAGAAGGACAAAGUGAAGGACUGUGACCACCCAGGUUAUGCCAGGCAGGUUUCUGAAGAGCUUUCCGAUUCCAUUAGUGUGAGUUCAGCCAUUUUAACAGAGGAGAAAAAACAAACCAUAGAGGAGCAAGAGGAAAAAGAACAAGAACCAGUUCAGGAUCUGCCAGAGGAAAAGCCGAGUGAGUUACCCGGUAUGGAAGAGGAGGAGGACGAUGAUGAGGAGGAAAUUAAAGUUAAAAAGAAGAAGAAGAAACACAAAAAAAUAAAAACUGAGAGAGGCGAGGAAACAAAGGCCCUGUGUGAGGAGCUGCACAUUGAGAAAAAGAGCUCACAGAAAAAGCAGAAAUCCUUUGAGAAGGUAAAAGAGCUUUCUAUAUUGGAAAGACUGGCACCUCUUCCUGCUCCAGUUCAGAAGGGCUCGCGAGCAAGCACGGAAGACAAGGGAAGGAAGUCCGUGGACUCUGUGUCUGAGGAAAAAGAAGGUAGAAAAACAGACACAGGAAAAGAGAAAACCAGGAAGAAACAUGAGUCUGAAAAAGAAGGGAAAAAAGAACAGAAGGUGGUUAAGACUGUAAAGGAAUCAAAGAACAUAUUUGAUGCCUUCACUGUAACUCCCGAAGACAGAAAUGAAUGCACCGAGUCGUCUAGAAUAAAGGAGGAGGUGUCGCUUGACUAUAGACCUGUGGAAGAAUGCAAAACGAAAGAACUAAAACAGGUUUUCAGGGAAAGACAGAACACUAGAGAUGAGAGCGAACCGUGGGCAUUUGCAGCUUCAGAAGGGGAUCAGGAGGUUGCAGACCCACUUUGCCAGAUGCAUGAUAAUACUGCACCUUUGAUGAGUAAAGUGCAAGUUGGCUUAGCAAUGGACCUACAGCUGGAGUGGAUGACUCUGGAAGACUUUCAGAAGCACCUUGAUGGAACUGAUGAGAUUCUUCCAUCUGAAACUAUAUCCAGUAGUGCACUGAAAGAUGCUGUAAAAAAUGGAGAUUACGUAACUGUGAAGUAUGCACUUAAUUCAAAAGAGGAAUAUAAUUUAGAACAAGAGGAUUCUAGCGGCAUGACGCUGGUGAUGUUGGCUGCGGCCGCAGGGCAGGAUGAUGUUCUUCGCCUUCUAAUAAAAAAAGGAGCGAAAAUUAAUGCUAGACAAAAAAAUGGGACCACCGCUUUGAUUCAUGCUGCUGAAAAAAACUAUUUAACAACGGUGGCACUUCUUUUGGAAGCUGGUGCUUAUGUCAAUGUGCAGCAGGCAUCCGGUGAAACUGCUCUGAUGAAGGCAUGUAAAAGGGGCAACUCCGAUAUUGUGCGGCUCCUGCUGGAAUAUGGUGUUGACUGUAACGUGCUGUCCAAGCAUCAGGGCAACGCCUUGCAGUUUGCUAUGCAAAGCAAUAAUGUGCACUUAUAUGAGAUGAUAAAAAGCCAUUUAGAAACCCUUUCCAGAGUGGUAGAAGAUGCAAUAAAGGAUUACUUUGACACUCGCCUCUCUCUGCUGGAACCAGUUUUCCCGCUUGCAUGUCACCGACUCUGCGAGGGACCAGAUUUUUCCCUGGACUUUUCCUACAAAGCUCCAUUUACUACCCCAGAAGGAUCUGGGAUCCUCCUGUUUGUGUUCCAUGCAAACUACUUUGGUAAGGAGGUGGUGGUGCGACUGUGCGGACCAUGCAGUGUACAAGCUGUAGUAUUAAAUGAUAAAUUCCAGCUGCCUGUAUUUUUGGAUGCUCACUUUAUUUAUUCCUUCAGCCCUGUGGCUGGCCUUAAUAAACUCUUUAUUAGACUCACAGAGGUCCCGGCUGCAAAGGUGAAGCUGCUGAUCUGUGCGUAUAGAGUCCAGCUGCCAUAUGUGUGACGUGUGUGGAAUUGCGAUAAAAUCGGCGUAUUUGGCAAUGGGAUCAGCGCACAGAAUGUUCCUGGAUUGGCCUUGCACUGAAGAGACAGGACACUUUGUCUGAUCAUGUCGACCCAUAUAACAGCUUUAUUUUCAGCUCUGUUUCUGGGUUUUUGUACAGAGCCCCCAGUCACCAUUACUGAGCAGUUUGAUAACUAUGUCCCUACCUCAUAGGGCCAGUAGCACCGCAGAAUGACUGAAUUGUGUAUGCCGUUAAUAGUACGGUUGCCCGGCAUUGGUUAAAUGCUUGUCUGUUGCUGUAGCUCUAAUAUAUAGUUUAUAGCAAUAAGCUACUGUGUAGCCACGGGGGCAGGCAUUGAAGUAGGGCAGGAGGGGGCCACACCUGCAUAGCACAUAACAUAAGCUUUAUAGGGUGGAAAUGGUUUGUUAUAAACGGUCACAUAGUGGUGUUACUCACCCUUUGGGGAAUAUUUGUGCUUUUAUAUACCUGUUUUAUUAUGGGCCAUUCAGUAUGUCCCAUACACUUCUUCAUUUAUGCACCUUGUGAUCUAUGUAAUAUAGGGACGUUGCUGCCCCCUAUUGGGCUGCUGUUGCUGUCAGACUAGUGGGUGUGGUGACAUCUGGGAUUUCCCAUAAACCUUACACAAUAGUCUCCUGUUCCUGGGCUGAGAUUAUACAGGGGCAUGGCUGUAGGGAGAACUGGGGGGUCUCUGCUCUUAUCUUGCAUUUCAUUUACAGUUGUGAAAGCCGGGGGCAGAGUAGGAGAUAAUGUGACUUUAUUGGCCCGUAGCCAUACUAUGAUGGUGAGAAACUGACAGAUGUAUUUCCACAAUGUGGAACCCUACUGUUGUUUAUUUCUGAUGUUUUGCCUAGAGUAAUAUUUAAUGUUAAUUAUAUGGUAUCAGUUGUUUUUAUCCAAUGUGUUGGACAAUGAAGAGCAAUCUGUUUGUGUGUAAGUACAUUGAGUGCAGCCCCCAAGGAACAUCUACAUUCCCAUUCCCCCUAGCAGAGUACCGAGUGGGCUUCCGCCCCAGGUAACCGACUGCUGAUACAUUGUACCCUGCUGAACCACAUGAUCCCCCAGUGGGACGGGGGGCUCAGCCAUUACUGCACUCUUUCCAUUGCUCUUCAGAUAUGUGGGAUCUCGGAGAAGGAAUCAAUGACGUUACAGUAUUUGAAGUGCAUUUGUUCAUGUUUUGCUUAAGAGUAAAACCGAUCAUCCAUGUGAAUAGCAAUAGUUUCUAUUUUUGUAUGUUAGUAAAUCCAUAUAUUCCUCUGUUUCGGUACAGUGCUUUAAAAGACUUGUAAAAAAAAAUGCAAAAAUACAACAUACUAUAAAAUGUAAAUUAAAUGUUUCUGUGAAAAAAC
Messenger RNA from Xenopus tropicalis (tropical clawed frog), 4075 nucleotides. RefSeq names its product M-phase phosphoprotein 8 (gene mphosph8). Lineage: Eukaryota; Metazoa; Chordata; Amphibia; Anura; Pipidae. The record is from RefSeq and is a predicted model, not a curated record. Gene Ontology annotation, cellular component: nucleus. The coding region runs from base 164 to 2707 and encodes 847 amino acids. The transcript is spliced from 14 exons.